Messenger RNA from Bipolaris victoriae FI3, 3717 nucleotides. RefSeq lists its product as hypothetical. The transcript has a single exon. Lineage: Eukaryota; Fungi; Ascomycota; Dothideomycetes; Pleosporales; Pleosporaceae. The record is from RefSeq and is a predicted model, not a curated record. Bases 1 to 3717 code for a protein of 1238 amino acids.
AUGGCGCCCUCUGGCACGAGCAUGUUUUCCAAGUUCCGGCCUGGCCAUGCGAAGCGCAAUGCCUCAUCCGUCGCCUCUCCAGAACAGGCCGUGUCAAGCCCCACCCCUUACCCACUUCCAGGCCCAGCGUCGCAAUCCACCGAGUACUUGUCAUCGCCGCGUUUCCACCAACAUCAACAACAUGCCAGCCUCCAAGCUGCCCCGUCCCCCGUAUCGCCCUUUCCACCCAAGCUGCCGCCCAUUGCCCGCGUCGCCUCCAAGCUGGACAAGUCGCCCUCGCCAAGCAGUUCGCAUUACACUCCCAGCCAGCAUUCGGCCACCACCACCGACGGCAGCCCCAGCAACGUGAUGGCCCACGAUCCCACCAUGCUGUCUCCUCCCCAACGGUCGCAUGACUUUCCCUCGCCGGUCCACGACCAAAAGCCUCUCUCAGCCCGCUCCAAUACGGCAACCUCGCCUCUCGUGUCCCUGCACUCCCUGUCCGAGACUCCCUCGGCCAUUUCCCCUAGCCACUACUCCAUGUUCUCCAAAUCCCAGCCCUCACUACUGAGCGGCAUCAGCGAUAAGCUCACAGGCAGCUCCAAGGGGACAUCAACACCUACCGUGGCACCACCACCACCACCCCAAAAGUCAAGAUCCAGGCUCAAUCUGCGGAAGCCAAUGUCUCUCCUCAUGCGACGAAAGUCGGCACAGACACUGGAUCCUCUGGCCGACGAAUCCCUCGUCACCCAGCGCUCGCCUUCCAACCUCCCGCCCAUGCCCGAUAACUACGACCCGAGUAUUCGCGGAAAGAUUGUACACGACUUCAAUGCCCCCAGGCUCAACAGAAAUUAUUCCUACAACAACUCAUCGGAAGCAGCCGAGCCACAACUCGAGGUCGCUCGCGCCAGUCCGCCGAAAAUCGACAGGGAGCACACGCCGGUCUUUCGCGAGCAUUUCGACGAUGACACCAGCUAUGAGCAGUCGCAGGCGGCGAUAAGAGCAGAAAAUCUGGCCAACAAGGACUUUUUAGCACGAAAUUCUGUCCAAUUUCCUCCACCCGAAAACUCACCACUUCCUCCUCCCAUGCCACCUAAAUCCUCACCGGUACCACCACAGCCUGCGCCAUCAACUUCCCAACCACCGCCUCGGCCGUCGUUCCAAGGAAUGGAUGGUGUCAAUUCGGUACUGUCGCCAGUGCAAGAGUCUGAAGACCCAUCUGAUGUUUCCGCAGACGUCACGCCACGGAAAAAGAAAUCAACAAAAGCAAGCAUGCCCCCAACACGCUCAAGGGCCACCUCCGUCACAGAUCCCUCUUUCCAGCCAGAUGGACUCCCUGCACAUUUCAGUAGUAGAGCUUCAAGAUUCAGCUUCCAGAUCUCAGGCGGCACGGAUUCUGCACAGGAAAAGCUGCUCGAGGAGCGGCACAAGGCAAAGGAGGCGGAAAAGAAGCAAGCACGAAUUUCUACAAAUUCUGUUGAGGAUGAGUACGACGAAUACGGCAUGGAUGACUACGAUGACAUGGACGGUGGGUUUGAUGAGGAGAUUCCCAUGCUCGGUGACGAAGAUGAGUUCACUGGCGGAUUAGGCAACCAAACGCUCGACUCUGGCAUCAAUGGGUUUGACUUUUCAUCUUUGUCGAUACAACAAAACAUGGACAACCCAAUGAAUUUUGCGCUUGGACAGAUGCAAAUACCCGUCGACAUGAAUGGUAAUCCCAUAGGGUUCGCCAUGCCCGGUCCCAUGUUUCAGCAAAAUUAUAUGUCAGCGAUGAAUAACCUAGCUGGUGCGCCGAAUGCGACAAACACUCAACUACAUGGCCUAGGAUUGAGUAAUUCCCAAAGCGAGGGCGAUAGCUCUUCACCAGUUAAGCCGGCGGAUGCACCCACCCAAGGUGCACCCGCUAGCAGCAGCCAGCCAGUAUCAAACAAUCUCGAUCUCGACGACGACAUGUACUUUGACGAUGGGCUGAUUGGCGAUCAGGAUGUGGGUGCUACGGAAUUCGACGAAAGUGUCUUCGACGAUCCCGAUGGGCCACUCUUUGACAGAAAGGUCAAGCUCCCUGCGGAGGGACAGUCAUCCACUGCUCAGCCUCGCGCAUACGAUGUGCUGGACCCCGAGACCGGUUACGAGGCCGAUGAUGAUAUCGUUUCCCAAACACCCGACAAGUCAGCCCCUUCUCUUGCUCACAAGACUUCUAUUGCACAGCAGAUGGCAGUGCCCAGCUUCGAGAACCUCAGUGCUUACCACAGUGCACUUGCAGAUGCGGCAGUCCGGGCCGAGGCUGCUGGCCGGUUUGAUAGGAAGAUGAGUGUGGAUGCGGGUCAACCUAACUCUGAAGUCGAGGAACCCUCAGUCAGUCAUUCAAGGCCCAGUUUGGUACCUGACGAUGGCCGCUUUAGUGUGGACACAGCCAACUUUCCACUGGACGACGAUGUUUACGGAAUGAGCUCAGGGUUCGUCGACGAUUAUGACUACAGCGACUUUGACUCGGCUCUGGAAGACGAUCCGAUCAUCGCUGCAGCAAACGCUGAAGCACUAGCAUAUGACGAUGAAGGCUUCUACGGCCAGGAAUUUGGCUUCUAUGCAUCCGCGGUUGGUGAGUCACCAAGUGCUUGGGGUGGCUUCUUUGGCCCAUCCGGGGUCGGUCGCACUGUUAGUGGACGGAACGCUGUCAGGGAACCCAACCUGACGCCCAUCACCGAACGAAGCGAAUACAGCACACGCAACUCAUUCAUCAGUCUUAACCAAUUCCGAGAUGGACAACAGCCUAUCACCAGUCCUGCACUAGCACAACUCGCCCGCAUGAGUCCGUAUGGCGGAUUUUUCGGUCAAGAGGAAGAGGACAUGAGUCUGGAUAGUUUGAUGAAGUUGAGAAAGGGAGCCUUUGGUGCUAGUGCUUCUAGUUUGCCAGGAAGCGUGUCUAACAGUCCACGUACUUCGUCGCCCAUGGGCAUGCAAUUCGUUCCUCGGGCCACGACUCCUGCCGGAAAUCGUAUGAUGGAGCACCCAUCCAGUCCCGUGGAAAACCCAUAUUUUUCCAACAGUAAUUUAUCAGGACACCAACCCCAUGACGAUGGCGAUUACGAGGAAGGUGACUCAAGUCUUAUGGAUGCUGUUAAUGGCGCGUACGAGUCUGGUAGCUCCAGUGAAGACGAAACUGGUGGUAACGGACAAAUGGAGAGCCCUACACUUACAAGCAGUGAUUACAACAGUCUCUCGAGUCCAACCGGGCAUAUUAUCGGAAACGAGGCGCCAGUCCUGCCUUCAAUAUCUGAGAUAUAUGCUCAGCACAACUUGAGUCUGGUCAUGUCUCCGAUCAACAUCCCUGUUACAUCACCUUCACACAUUUCGCUCCCUGCAUCACCCUUCCCAAUGGCACUGUCCUCGCCAUUUCCGCCUCAGCCUCAUACUCGCCCACCUAACCCCCCUUCUAUCGACACCUCUCUUUCUUCACCAACCGCUGGCACAACCUCGACGCCUGGUGCGCCGAGGCGACAAAGCGUAGUUCUCAGUCCCAUUUCGACAUCUUCUCCCAUUACACCAAAUGGUGGUAGCAGUGCCGGGGGCUGGAACCGCGGUCACAGCAGGAAGGGGAGCGCAGCGGAUAGUGUAACCUAUGUUCGUGAACACGACGAGGCGGGAGAAGGGAGAUGGGUACUUGAACGAAGGCGCACUGCUGAGAGUGGCGAGUUGGAGUUGAUUGGAAGGAAGAUUGUGGAGGGUGGACGUAUUUAG